CCGGUAGUUGGUGCUAUCUAUGUAGUGAAGGGGGGGUAACCCGGCAGGCCGGUGAAAAUGAUCCUCUGCCCCCAGAGCACGGAGCAUCCCCGGGGCAAACAGUGCCAGAGGCUGCAGGUGGCAAAAAUGAGCACCAGCGACAAGGAGCGGACUCCCCAGUUGCUCUUUGUGAAAGCCUUGGCCAGCAGGGGGCGCCUGGAGGCCAUCACACAGCAGAUGGGCUACCACCCGCAAUACCUGGACAGCUUCCUCCGGAUGCAACACUACCUGCUGCACAUGGAUGGCCCCUUGCCCUUUGACUGCCGCCACUACAUUGCAAUCAUGGCAGCUGCCCGGCACCGGUGUCGGUAUCUGGUGAAUCUACACGUGCUGCAGUUCCUGCGGGUUGGCGGUGACCCUCAGUGGCUGAGGGGGCUGGAUUGCAUCCCCCCCAAACUCCGCAAGCUCAGCGAGAUUAACAAGAUCUUGGCACACCGGCCGUGGCUCGUCGGAAAGGAACACAUAGAGAAGCUGCUGAAGAUCAGCGAACAGAGCUGGUCCCUGGCAGAGCUGGUCCACGCGGUCGUGCUUCUAGCUCACUACCACGCGCUGGCCAGCUUCGCUUUUGGCUGUGGCUGUGAACAAGACAUGUGUCCAGAGGGAAGGGGCGUGCUGAAGCUCACUGUCCCAGGGAGCCUCUGCUUCUGCGAAGUGGGCAACGGCUGCAGCCAGGAUCUGCUGCAUCUCAACCGCAAGCGGUCGCUGGAUUCGUGUGUGGAGCUCGAGUCUCUACGAGAGCGCAUUCACAGGCUGCAGGUGGAGAGCGAGACCCGGGAAGAGAUGAGGCUGCCUGAGAGGGAUGAAGGUUUGGACGGGGAAAUCUUGGGCCCUGCAGAUCUCUCCUGCUAUGUUCAGGACCCUGACUUUGGAUACCAGGACUUUGCUCAGCGUGAUGAGAACCAGACGCAGAUAUUCCGUGUCCAGGAUUACUCCUGGGAAGAUCAUGGCUUCUCUCUGGUGAACAGGCUGUACUCGGACAUAGGGUAUCUGCUAGAUGAGAAGUUCCGGAAAGUCGAUGGCCUCCAGAGCUGUGCAAUGGCCAAGCGGCAGGGCUGCGAUCAUGCCACGUUCAAGCGUGGGAUUUGGAACUACAUCCACUGCAUGUUUGGCAUCAGGUACGAUGAUUAUGACUAUGCAGAAGUGAAUCAUCUCCUGGAGCGCAUCCUCAAGCUCUACAUAAAAACUGUGACCUGCUCCCCAGAGAAGAUGAAUCCUGAGAUGUUUGAACGCUUCUGGAAACAGUUCAAGCACAGUGAAAAGGUCCAUAUGAAUCUUCUCAUCCUGGAAGCCAGGCUUCAAGCAGAACUGCUGUAUGCUCUUCGUGCGAUCACUCACUACAUGGUCUCCUAGAAGGGGUGCUGCUGGUGGGACCCCCUUUCGGGCUGAGAACUCGUGGACCACGGCAUUCACCCACCAUGUUUACUUGACAGCAUUCCCUUCCCUUGUGGGGUGUGGGGAGACAGACCCCCCCCCCCUUUUCAUGUGCAAUUUCCAAACUGGGACUUUGGGGGAAAAUAAUUCAAAGGUUGUGUGCAAGGCAUUUUGUGUCCAGUUUGGCAGUGUUGGACGUCGGGCUCCCCUCCCUGCUGUCCAUCCCUGUGGGCAGCUUGGUCUGCCAAAGAGAGUGGCUGGCCACAAGUUGACUUCUCCCCCUCUCCUUCUCUCUGCGCAGGGCAAGGUAGCCAGUGCCACUUCUUCCAUCCUUGAUCCAGUUGCAGUAGCUCUGUCCGCUAAAACACCCGUUACAGUAUUAGGUGGGCCUCUCCCUGCCUCCUCAUGCCAUUCUUGCCCCCUUCUUAUUGUGCCAACUUGACCCACAUUGGGAAAGGCUCAGCUUGCUCUUGGACACUCUCGCAUUGGGUAAGGUGAGAGGGAAAGGUGGUAUGCUUUCUGGCUUCUUGGAAAGGUACUGGUAGGGCUUCGUGAGACCUUCCUUCUUAUUGGUCUCUCUCCUGGCCUAAAAUAGGGUAUUGUGUAUGUUUGUGUAUGGAGGAAGCAUGUAGAACUCUUUGCUUGUGGGAGCUCCUGCUCCUCGCUCUGCAGUUUUCUUCCCUGGUUAGGUUCUUCCCACCUGUUCUCCUCACUAGCUGUUUUCCCUGGCCAAAGUCCCCCGCCUGCUCAGCACACACCCCUUUAACCCCUACACAGCCCAUUUGUGUUUGAGCUGUAGUUGGAGGGCGCAGCUCCAGGCCCCGUUCUACCCUGAUAUCAACACAUUCCCCUAUCUGGCUUUUCUCUGUGGCUUCUCCAGACUUCCACGAGCCAGCAAAGGGACAGGGGGUGUCCAAGGGUUUGAAUAUGUGCCCCCAAUGACAUUUUUUCUUCUUCCAAGAGGUCUGUUGUGAUGACAUAAGCUACUUCUGUGAUGGCUUCCUGUAAUCUGUGCUCUCACUAGGAACUCUCUGCCAGCAGAGAACUGGGGGGAGUUUGGGGGGGGGGGAAGACUGGUGCUCUAUUUUUAAUGCUGGCAUGUGCCACUCUGCAAGUCCAAGAGAAUACUCCCCUGGCCGGCAUGCUGCAGCGGCGACCCUUUUUGUGGGUAAUUGUGCAUGCACAUCGCCUGGAUCACAGCACAGAAGCUGCAUCUCUUGGAAGGCUUGGGGUUGGGGGGUUGUAGGGACCCGGCAGAGGAAUGCCUGAGGGUCACUGCGAAGUGGGGAGUGGGCUUGUCACACAGGGCAUCAGCUAACCUGUUUACUGUGUAAAUGUUUUUUUGGGGGGUGGGGGACAGAACACCGUAUGGGGAAGAAAGUAAAAGCCUAUUUUUGCUAUAAAUAUAACUGUUUG
Gekko japonicus is the source of this 2826-nucleotide messenger RNA. Its product is annotated as sestrin-3-like. Bases 58 to 1389 code for a protein of 443 amino acids. The transcript is spliced from 9 exons. Gene Ontology annotation, molecular function: L-leucine binding; oxidoreductase activity, acting on peroxide as acceptor. Gene Ontology annotation, biological process: negative regulation of TORC1 signaling; cellular response to L-leucine; regulation of response to reactive oxygen species. The record is from RefSeq and is a predicted model, not a curated record. NCBI's taxonomy places the organism in Eukaryota, Metazoa, Chordata, Lepidosauria, Squamata, Gekkonidae. Gene Ontology annotation, cellular component: nucleus.